AUGUGCGGCGAGUGUAGUCUAGCAGAUGAACUGAUCGAGAAAGCAUGUAAAAUCAGAGGUUCCGCUUAUUACCUGAACGCAAUAUAUGUGUAUUAUGAGUCUAAGCUUAGUGAAGAUGAUUUGAACGAAUACAAUGUCAAACUCAAAAUUUCUCAAUGCCUAAAGGAAAACUUACACAUCGUACAAAUUGAUAACCCACUAUGUGUAUUGCACAAAAUUUAUGAGUUAACUAGGGAGAGAGAUCUUACUGAGAAACUGUUCAAAAAUCAAUCCAUUGACAUAUACCACGAAGGAAUAUGUUGCAUACUAUCCUAUCUGGAUGUACAUUCGCUAAUUUCAUUUUCUCUAUGCUCAAAAGAUAUAAAUAAAGGGGUUAAAAGUUACCUAACAAAAUCUCUGUACGAUCUGCCCUUCUAUCGCCUACCCAUCUCCUCCAACAUGAACUACUGGCUCAACUUCAUCGACUUCUUCUUCCACCAAGUAGGCGAUAUUAAGCCAAUUGAUCGCACUAAAUAUCCACUCACCGCUGAAAUGCUUAAGAGUAACAAUCAGCUAUUUCCAAUCACGGCAGAUGGAAUGGUGACACACAUUAACAUAACUAUCGAUCAUUUAAAACCCCAUUUUAUUGUAUACUGUAACCACACAAAUCCACAGGCACAUGCUUGUUCAUCUGAACUCAAAAUUGAGGGAUACAGUAAAGCUACCACGAAAGAUAUCUCUGUUUCAGAUUUCGUUACCGAGUACUCAACUAGAUUGGAGGUUAAAUCUAAUUGUCCAUUUAGUAAACUCAAGUUAUGUAUGUUACUUAAGCAGUGGCUAGAAUGUAUGAUAAUGGCAAUUGAGAAGGGGAAUGGUAUUUGCGAAAUAAAAUUAACAGAGUAUGUUGUCAACCCAAAACAUCAGCUAAUACACCGAGUGUGGGUCCAAAUAUUUUGUAAAUGGGGAAUUGAACCAAACGCUAAUGUAAAUGACACUAACGCAAAAUAUAACAAGGGGAAGGACCACGAUGCUGAAGCACAGCAUUCACUGUAUCUGACAAUUGCAGAUCAUUUCAAGUGGUCUUCAUAA
This is a messenger RNA of Babesia microti strain RI, 1068 nucleotides long. Its product is annotated as conserved Plasmodium protein, unknown function. Gene Ontology annotation, molecular function: protein binding. The transcript is spliced from 4 exons. Bases 1 to 1068 code for a protein of 355 amino acids. The record is from RefSeq and is a predicted model, not a curated record. Lineage: Eukaryota; Apicomplexa; Aconoidasida; Piroplasmida; Babesiidae.